AUGAGGGUUACUUCUCUGCCGUCUUGCUUUUUCAUAUAUCAGCAGUACCCCAAAUACCGGCCGUGGAACCCUGCAUUCUUGCAUACAGUGAUUUACGUCAGCGAAUCGCCUCCUGACAUUCGUGCAAGACGCAAGAUACGAUUAGUACGCGUUGCUAAGGCUGCUCUCGUAAUUCGAGGCGGCCGUCCUGAGCCCUAUAAGCUCGAGCAGCUCCUCCUACGCUCACCAUUUAGGGCGUCUCUAAUUAGCCUCGCUGGCCUGGCGGCCGCUUUCAGCGGCGCGGCCCCGUCUGUCUACGCGUUCAGAGCUGAGAUGCCGCCAAGGCAGCAGAAAGGUGGCACCAUUACGAGCUGUGACGGCCCGAUCGGAGGGCCAGGCGGCGUUAUUGGCUCGCGUCACGUUGCAGGCUGUCUGCCGCCGGAACAGCCUCGCUGCACGCUUUCGUCACUGGUACACGCGGCCAUCGGGAAAGAGAUACGGUGGCAUUUACACCACGGCACGUCACAUUGCAGGUCUAAGGGGUGCCAGCAGCCGUCUCCAGUGGAGAGCGAGGUGGUGUUGCAGCCAGACGAGCCCAUGCCGGAGUUCCUGGCGCCGCUGGAGAACCUCACGGCCACGCAGGGCCGUGACGUCACCUUCACGUGCGUCGUCAACCACUUGGGCAAGUACAAGGUGGCGUGGAUCAAGUCCGACUCCAAGGCGAUCCUCGCGAUCCACACGCACCUCGUGGCCCACAACCCGCGCCUCACCGUCACCCACAACGGGCACAACACGUGGAAGCUGCACAUCAAUUCCGUGCACCAGGACGACUCCGGCAUCUACAUGUGCCAGGUCAACACGGAGCCCAUGCGUAGCCAGAUGGGCCACCUGGACGUGGUGGUGCCUCCCGACAUCCUGAGCAACGGCUCGACGGACAGCGCGACGGCGCCGGAGGGCGGCACUGUGCGGCUGCGCUGCGUCGCCACCGGCGUGCCGCCGUCGCGGGUCACCUGGCGGCGCGAGGACGCCAAGGAGAUCGUGCUGCGCCAGGAGGGCGGCCGCGACAAGCAGAGUGUGCUCUACUUCGAAGGCGAGACUCUGACGCUGACGGGCGUGCAGCGGAGCGACAUGGGGGUGUACCUGUGCAUAGCCUCCAACGGAAUCCCGCCGUCCGUCAGCAAGAGGUUCCCCGUCACGGUGCUCUUUGCGCCGCUGGUGAAGGUGUCCAAUCAGCUGGUGGCGGCGCCCGUAGGCAGUGACGUCACCAUCAACUGCUACGUGGAGGCGUCGCCGGGGGCGCUCUGCACCUGGCACAAGGACACAGGUGAGCACGGCAACACGCCACGGUCGUAG
This is a messenger RNA of Schistocerca piceifrons (Central American locust), 1332 nucleotides long. Its product is annotated as leucine-rich repeats and immunoglobulin-like domains protein 1. Gene Ontology annotation, cellular component: neuron projection. The record is from RefSeq and is a predicted model, not a curated record. The transcript has 7 exons. Lineage: Eukaryota; Metazoa; Arthropoda; Insecta; Orthoptera; Acrididae. The coding region runs from base 1 to 1332 and encodes 443 amino acids.